AAGAAGAGCCGCGCCUGCCAGUGGGAGUCUGCACACUCCCGGUUCAGAGGAUACCGGUCCGCAGCGGGAUCCGCGAGCACAGAGACAACGCCUGGCGGGCCUGCUCAAGAUGGCGACGCUAUGGACGUCGAGGAGGACGAUGAGGACGAUGUGGCGCAGUCAGAAGGGUCUUGGUCUGUACCGCCGCAUCGCCGGAGAAACAGCCGGGCCGGCCAGACCACAGAGACGAGUCUCAACCCUCCUGGGGCCGCCACGGCGGGCCUGCAGCAGUCGUCGGCAUCGCCCUUUCUGGGCUCCCCUUCGGCGAACCCUACUUGUGACGGCGUCUCCAUCCCCGCCCAGUUUUCUGCCGCACUGCCCGUCAGGGAGCCCCUCCACAUCACCCGCCGUGAGGCCAAGCUCGUGCACCACUACGCAGAGCACCUGGGCCGCUGGCUGGACGGCACCGACCCGGCGCGCCAAUUUACCCUGCGCGUCCCAGUGCAGGUCAAGUUCUGCCCGAUCCUGCUGCACUCCAUCGUCUGUUUUGCCGCGCGGCACUGCGAGGACAGCGCCACCGCCGAUGAGGCGUACCAGCGCUGCAUCGCCCUGCUCAUCGAACGGCUGAACCUGGACACAGCGACCCACGACGACGAUCUGCUCUGCGCCAUUGUCAUCCUGCGCUUCUUCGAGCAGCUCAAUGUGCCAUCCAUCUCCGGGUCGGACAACGAGCAGCAUCUGGCGGGGAGCUCUGCCAUUCUCCGCGCCUCCCAGACGCGGACCGUAGACCCAUCAGCACCAACGCUGCGCGAGGCCGCCUUCUGGGUCUACGUCCGGCAAUGUCUGUACAAUGCGACCAUCAACCAGCAGCCGCCCAACAUCGACUUUUCCUUGCAGUUGGACCCGAGCCCUGCUUCCAUGCACGACUCGCACCCGCUGGCCAUGCUGCGACUGGAGACAGCAUGGGCAAACCAAAUGACGUGGCAUUGUGCCUGCGUAGUAAACUUCUGCUUCGACGGCCAUGAGCCGCGCGAGCUUCUGUCCCGAACCCAGAAAUGGCAGACGCUCUGGGACGCCGUCCAACGUUGGGAGGAGGACCGGCCGCCGAGCUUCAACCCCAUCUGGUCCGGGAAACCCAGCGACAAGAGCGUAUUCCCCGAAAUGUGGUUUACGGCCGACUGGCAUAUCGUCGCGUAUGGCUUCUUCCACUUCGCCUGCAUUCUCUUGCUCACUUACAAACCGGGGCCAAAGUUUGCGAUGCGCAGAGUGGGUAGCAAGCUCUCGGAAACGGACGUACGUUCGCCCCCGCCCCAAGGGUCGUUGUAG
This is a messenger RNA of Trematosphaeria pertusa, 1305 nucleotides long. RefSeq lists its product as uncharacterized. Lineage: Eukaryota; Fungi; Ascomycota; Dothideomycetes; Pleosporales; Trematosphaeriaceae. The annotation marks the transcript as partial. Gene Ontology annotation, molecular function: DNA-binding transcription factor activity; transcription cis-regulatory region binding. The transcript is spliced from 2 exons. The record is from RefSeq and is a predicted model, not a curated record. Gene Ontology annotation, biological process: positive regulation of transcription by RNA polymerase II. Gene Ontology annotation, cellular component: nucleus.